AUGUGGCAAUUGUUGCAGAAUCAUUCCAGUUCACUAGUGAGACAGAGGCUGUUACCAGUGAAAAACAACUGUUACUUUACGAAUUUGAUAAAAAACAAGCCGUCAAAUGCAGUUAAACGCUAUUUUUCGGAAAUUAAAAAUUCCUCAGACAAAAGUGCAAAGUCCAAUAUUUUAUUAAUAUGUAGCCCUUGGAAACUGUGUACGGGUGUUAGUAUAGGUCUAGCAGCGAGAUUAUUUCUUGACAAUGGCCUGGCAUAUUGUAAAGCUGCGCCAAACACGAGAAUUAUUCAAAGGAGACCGAAUAUAACAGAUGAUAGUGCUAAGUUUGAUUGGAACAGAUUUGUUGAGUAUUUGAAGCCUCAUCGAUGGCUAUUGGCUGCUGCUGUUGCUUCAGCACUGGCUGUGGCAUUUCUAAAUGUAUACAUACCUGCAAUGCUAGGAGUAAUAGUGAAUGUAUUGGCUAAUAUGAAAAACAAUCCAGCAGAGGAUUUUAUGGACCAGAUCAAGGUUCCUGCUAUGCAGUUAAUAUCUUUAUAUAUUGGGCAGGCAGCGUUUACAUUUUUCUACAUACACCUACUGGCGCAAGUGGGCGAGCGUGUAGCAUCGCAAAUGAAACAAGACUUAUUUAUCUCAAUUCUCAAACAGGAUAUGACUUUCUUUGAUCAGGAGAGAACUGGAGAACUUGUCAACAGACUAACAGUAGAUGUCCAGGACUUCAAAAGUUCUUUCAAACAGACCAUUUCUGGAGGCUUAAGAGCAAUAACACAGGUUAUUGGUUCGUCAGUAAGUUUAUUAGUGAUAUCUUCUCAUCUGACCGGACUUACUUUGCUGUGUGUGCCAUCGGUUGUUGUAGGGGGCGCAUUUAUUGGGUCAUUGCUGAGAAAGCUCUCUAGAGAGGCUCAGGCUCAGGUAGAAAAAUCAACUUUAGUAGCCGAAGAAGCGAUAUCAAAUAUGAGGACCGUGCGAGCGUUCGCAGGGGAAGAAAAUGAAGCAGAAAUGUUUGCGCAGGAGUGUGAGAUAGCGGCUGAUCUUAGCAUGGAGUUGGGGCUAGGCAUUGGGCUGUUUCAAGCUGGCACCAAUUUGUUUCUUAAUGGAAUGGUUCUAGCCACGAUGUUCCUUGGCGGCCAUUUUAUGUCAACUGGUCAGAUGUCGGCUGGUGAUGUCAUGGCAUUCCUUGUGAACGCUCAGACUGUUCAGAGGUCUGUGGCGCAGUUGUCUUUGCUGUUUGGAUCACUUGUUAAAGGAGUCAGCGCUGGUGGUCGUGUUUUUGAGUACAUAAACAAGCAGCCGAAGAUGGACACUUCAGGGACAAAAACAAUAAAGUAUCAUGAGCUUUUUGGCGACAUUGAGUUUAGAGAUGUGAGUUUUGCUUACCCUACGAGACCGGAAGCAGUUGUACUAAAGAAUUUUAAUCUAAAAAUACCUGCUGGCAAAACUGUGGCUAUAGUCGGUACGUCUGGCAAUGGUAAAUCUACGAUAGCUGCCUUGCUGGAAAGAUUCUACGACGUAAAUGAAGGACAAGUGACGAUAGAUGGCAUUGACGUGCGAGAGUUUGAUCCGAAAUGGCUGCGUGGGCGCGCGCUGGGCCUUAUUAGCCAAGAGCCGGUACUGUUUGCUACGACUGUAAAGGAGAACAUUCGAUAUGGCAAACCAGAGGCUAGUGAUGAUGAGAUAAUAAACGCAGCGAAAACAGCGAACGCACACGAUUUUAUUCUCGGCUUUCCUAACGGCUACGAUACUAUGGUAGGAGAACGAGGCAUGGCUCUCAGCGGGGGGCAGAAGCAGCGCAUUGCCAUCGCCAGAGCUGUUUUAAAAAAUCCUCCUAUUAUUAUAUUGGAUGAGGCGACUAGUGCAUUGGAUUCAGCAAGUGAGAAAGUGGUCCAAACAGCGCUAGAGACAGCUGCAAAAGGACGCACGGUGCUAAUAAUAGCACACAGGCUAUCGACUAUCAUGAAUGCGGAUUUAAUCGUUGUACUCAAUAGAGGGAAUAUUGUUGAGAUGGGCACCCACGAACAGCUGAAGAAACAAAAAGGUUUCUACUGGAAUCUUAUAAAACAACAAGACCAAGACCAAGAAACCACUUCCAGAACUUUAUGAGACUAAUCGUUAUUGUUCUAUAAUUGUUUUAAGGUGUAAUUACACUUGGUCGUCGACUGUUGUUUUACCAAAUGGCGUUUGACGACCAAAUGUGACAGAUCCUUUAGGAAAUUUUCUUUGCUAUACAAUAUUAGCAUAUAAUAAUAGCAUUUAGUUGAAAAUGGUAAAGUCAUUCGACUUAUGACAGUAAAGGUUAUUUAAAAAAGACAUUGACUGGAAUGGUGUAUUUUAGUAAAAGAAAACAAUAUUUAAAUUUGGGCUUAGACUGUAGUAUACGUAUGUGAGAUAGGUAAUUUUGCGCUGUGCAAUUCUUUGUGUUUGUGUAUGAUGUGAUUACGAUAUUAUGGGCGCGUUCAAAUUACUUAUUUUGUGCAAUUUACACUUACAGUACUUAUAACUAAAGAUGUAAGUCAUAGUCACAUAUAGGUUGAGACGGUCCCCGGUCAAAGCUAAGAUGCGGAAUUUGGACCACAGAGCUUUGAGCGGUGACCAUCUUCGGAUAGUAACAAGCGGAUAUUAGGAAUUUUGAUUCAGUGUUACUAAACACGUUAAUAUCAUUUGUCCUACUUAAGGAUCGAUUAUGGCUAGGGCGUAGGCUAGACGUAGUAAAUUAGACGCUUAUAGAAGUUGCAGGCUAAGUAUUUGAACGCAAGUGAGAAAGAAUGUGAGGUGCCCUUCACGUCCUGUAAUCUGCGCGCUUAAAAUUAAUAUGAAUAAAAUAAGAACAAGCGGAGAAAAUUUGACGGAGAUCCGACGUUGGCAAGCGCCCGAUGGCAACUGACGGGACAGCGGGCGACGGGGCAUGUCAUUAAACCGCUGGGCAAUUUUCAAGUUUUGGUAUAAACGUGAAUUUAAUAACUAUAAAGGCUUCAGUUGAAAACCAAAAUUUAGCAGGUUCUCUGUAGAACUUAUGGAGAAACAUCUCCACGCAAAAAUUGUGUGUAAAGAAAUAUUAUUCUUAAAUAAUUCGUUUUAAACUUUAAUUGUAUCAUGUUUACGGGAUUUAAUAUGAUCGAGUAAAGUACGUCCUGUCGCGUAACAAUUUAGCACAUUCUUUAGACAAUAUCCUUAGGUGUAGCGUAUAUUUUUUAAAAGACCGUUAUUCAAUGGUAAAUACCUAAACCAUUUGAUCUAGCAAAACAGUUUUUCCGCUUCUCCUCCGAUCUCCGAGUUUUCUCACAAUAUCUGGAAGCGUAGUAGUAGCGCCACUGUCGUAACACGCGCGCGCUAUUUUUGCAGGAACAGUUAGUGAAGUACGACUGAGUUGUGUCACUGCAGCGUCUAUAAGCGUCCAAUUAGACAGCGCUCUAUGUCACUGCGGUGGAAAGGACUUGUAACGAAUUAGUAUGGAGUUUGGUACUCUAUUCUCAGAAAAAUUUAACCUCAAUUUUUUUCUUAGAUAUAUAAGCUUCAAAUAGAGCUUAGCAAAAUAAGUAAAAAAAA
This is a messenger RNA of Hyposmocoma kahamanoa, 3540 nucleotides long. Its product is annotated as ATP-binding cassette sub-family B member 8, mitochondrial. Bases 1 to 2097 code for a protein of 698 amino acids. The transcript has 14 exons. NCBI's taxonomy places the organism in Eukaryota, Metazoa, Arthropoda, Insecta, Lepidoptera, Cosmopterigidae. Gene Ontology annotation, biological process: transmembrane transport. Gene Ontology annotation, cellular component: membrane. Gene Ontology annotation, molecular function: ATP binding; ATP hydrolysis activity; ABC-type oligopeptide transporter activity. The record is from RefSeq and is a predicted model, not a curated record.